Molecule: messenger RNA, 882 nt
Organism: Linnemannia hyalina
Lineage: Eukaryota; Fungi; Mortierellomycota; Mortierellomycetes; Mortierellales; Mortierellaceae
Source: the annotation of a GenBank genome assembly
AUGUAUUUGGAGGCCGCAAUCCUGUCGUGCUAUGGUUAUCACGGCCAGGCACGGGCUCGUCCAAGAUCCACAUGUCAGAUGCAGACACGCUUGAAGCACCUGCACUCGCGAGGCAAGGACCAGUACGCGCAACGGGAUCUACUUCAUGGAUACAUGUUUGACGCAUGGUCUGGAAGGAAGUGUGCGGACCAGUUUCUGGAACUCAACGCCAAGUGGCCAUUGAAUACUGACGCGUACCUCAAGCUCUUGACAGGACUCGGUCUUGGCAAUCAACUUUUGGCCACAUUGCUGACUGUCACUCAUAAGGAAAGCAUGCGCCUGGUUGGAUUGAUCUUAGAGUCUUCAGAGGUCACAACCGAGCUGUUUAGAGGUCUGUUUAUCUGGACCGUGGACCAGAUCGACGCUCAUUACAGGAAAAAACAGGCUCCACCACACCCACAAGAGGCUUCCAAGAAUCCAGGAGAGUUUAUACGUAUGUGGACAGAUCGAGCCAAGGAGUGUGAGAGCAUCCGCCGCCUUUUUCGUGUCUCGUUCAAAAAUAUUCUCCACCAACUCAUAUUGCGGCAGAACCGACGGCAGAGAGGCGGUAUCAGUUACUGGGGUCUAGGCGACAAGGAUCAGAUCGAUGCGGUUCAAUCAGGAGUUGCGGACGAAAUCAUUCAAGGACUUUUGGCGGAUAUUAUCGCCAUUCUGGUGGAGCACCCUAUCCAAGGAGGAGUGGGUCAGUUCGGACAGGAGAUAUAUGGGGACUUGAGAAGGUGGGACCAGCUGUUUACCGGAGGAUCUGGCUCUAAACUCUCAGAGCUACUUUCGUCAGUUGAAAGGUCACCAAAACGCAGGAAGCACGAGGUACCUAUCCAUCAUCACGCCAACGAUGUCUGA